Arachis ipaensis is the source of this 615-nucleotide messenger RNA. NCBI's taxonomy places the organism in Eukaryota, Viridiplantae, Streptophyta, Magnoliopsida, Fabales, Fabaceae. The record is from RefSeq and is a predicted model, not a curated record.
AUGAGAAAGGUAUUGGAUCCUCUCACUGGAAAUUGGCGCUCUAUGGCCAGCAUGGGAACCAAUAUGGCAUCUUAUGAUGCAGCAGUUCUCAACGGGAAGCUUCUCGUCAAGGAAGGCUGGUUAUGGCCCUUUUAUGUCUCUCCAAGGGGACAAGUCUAUGAUCCCAGAACAGAUAAUUGGGAAAACAUGGCUGUUGGACUUAGAAAAGGCUGGACCGGUUCAAGUGUCGUUGUUUAUGGCCACUUGUUUGUUGUCUCUGAGCUCGAAAGAUUGAAGCUAAAGGUCUAUGACACGGAAACAGACUCCUGGGAUGCCAUAAAUGGCCCCCCUUUGCCUGAGCAAAUAUGCAAGCCUUUUGCUGUCAAUGCUUGCGAUUGCCAUAUUUAUGUCGUGGGCCGAAAUCUUCAUGUUGCUGUUGGUCAUAUCUCUAGACUGCUUCCAGACGAAAAUUCUGACGAAAAAUGGAGCUUCAGUGUUCGAUGGCAUGUAAUCGAUGCACCGGAGAGUUUAUCUGUUCUCACUCCUUCAAGCUCUCAGGUGAUAACUGGAAGUGCUGAAUUUGCUGCUUCUGGAUUUGGUGAAGUAUUGUUGAUUGGAAAUGCAGAAGGGGAUUAA